AUGGCCAACCGCACCACUGCCGGAGGAAUCGGAUUCGCCGUCCGCCAGAAGGUUCGUUGAUUUCCAGUUUAAUGGCAAGGAAGGGUUGUCUGAUUGCAGCAAGACUCCAAGUUCAUCAAGGAGGAGGCGACUCUGCUGCUCGAAUGGAUCAAGAAGGCGUCCGGAGAGAACAUCUCCACUUCCGGAGAACGCGACAACUUCUACAACCUUCUCAAGGACGGAUCCCUUCUUUGCAAGUGAGUUUUCACGCGGACAUCUUCUCGCAGAACUUUGUGAUUCUCAGGCUCGCCAACGGAAUCGAGGCCGGCUCGGUCAAGAAGAUCCAGAAGCCGGUGUCGACGUUCGCGUGCAUGGAGAACAUCAACGCGUUCGUCGAGUUUGCCAAGAAGCAAGGAGUCCCGAACGAGGAGACGUUCCAGUCGGUCGAGCUCGUUGAAGGACGCGACCUCUUCUCCGUCUGCGUCACUCUUCUCUCGCUCGGCAGAGUCGUAAGUUGCCUGUUUUCUGGAAGCUGCCAGUACAGUAAUCGUGUGGUUUCAGCUCCAAAAGGCCGGAAAGCAGAACCCAUUCGCCUAA
This is a messenger RNA of Caenorhabditis sp. 36 PRJEB53466, 576 nucleotides long. The record is from the annotation of a GenBank genome assembly. NCBI's taxonomy places the organism in Eukaryota, Metazoa, Nematoda, Chromadorea, Rhabditida, Rhabditidae.